Messenger RNA from Corticium candelabrum, 1925 nucleotides. RefSeq lists its product as uncharacterized. The record is from RefSeq and is a predicted model, not a curated record. The coding region runs from base 231 to 1613 and encodes 460 amino acids. The transcript has 4 exons. Lineage: Eukaryota; Metazoa; Porifera; Homoscleromorpha; Homosclerophorida; Plakinidae.
CAGGAUCUAGAUACAAACGCUGCGUUGUGUACAAGUACGUACUCUUACACAAUCAUAGGUGGGUGGAAGUAGGAGUGGCUUCAAAGGUGAGUGUACCGAUUACGUAGCGCAAGCUCUGAUUGGUCACUACCGACAGCUCUUCCGGUUUCGCGUGUACUUCAGAUUAGAGGUCGUGCACCUCCACUCAUUGCUUUUCUAGCUCUUCCUAUGUCAGAUAGAGGUGCGUCUGUAUGGCCGAAGAAGGAAUUAUAGUACACAAAGGAUGUCUAGCCAUCUCUAAACGACAAGUUCUAAAGACCCGUAAGAAAAGAUGGUUCGUGCUACAACAACAACCCGGUGUCAAUCAGAGUUCGUCGUUUUCUCUUCGCUUCUACAAAGAUCACUCGUGCACAAUCCUCGAUGGAGAGAUACAUCUCUCAAGCGUCUCUAGUCUCACAUCAUCUCAGAAGCGCUCUUUCCAGUUGAUGACAAAGGCAAGAAGAACGUACGACUUGAAAGCCGACAAUGAACGGGAGAAAAUCGUUUGGAUGGCAAAGAUACAGGAAAUCAUGAGCCAACAAUCAUAUUACGUGCAAAUGACGUCGUGUCAACAAGUCUUCCCGUUGGACCGUCUUCUUUGUGUUACCCAAGGAGAUCUCGUGCUCAUGUGUCCUGUUACUUCGCUUCCAACUCACAGCUGGAAGGUUGUCAGUCUACACUCGUUUGGCACCAGUGGACCUCAACUGUGGUUGCAGCAAUGUAAAGGGUGCAAUCAAGAGACUGCAUCGGAUCCUGUCUUUCUGACCAUUGGAUCGGGUGCCUCUGCUUGCGAGGAAAUAUUUGAACAAGUCUGCGCUGUUGCUUGUGGAACUGGAUCGCAAGAUAAAAAUGUCUUGUCACAAUCAGACACUGUCACUGGACACACAAAAACAUUUUAUCUAGCUGCUCAUCAAGGGCAUGAACAACAUUCACCCUCUCCAACUCCACAACAUGGUCAGGCUGUGUUUCUAAACAGAGCAUUGUCACCAGACACAUUAGCUACUAAUACGUCAGUAUCUGAUGACAAGUGGUCGUCCAGGUCUGUCAGCUGUGAUCAUCCUGACUCUGGUUUCAGUACCCGAUCCAACUCGGGAGUGCUCACUACUGCAAUGCCUCCAAUACUUCACCAUCACCACGAGUCAGCAGUGAGACAAGGUAGUCUUCCCAUCUCAUCCCAUCAUAGGCCUACUCGCAGUCGACUACAAAAAGGCAGCCUUCCACUGCUCGACUACCCAGUCUCAUCGGCCAGCUGUGGUUCUCUAGAUGCCUACAAGAGAUCUACAGACUAUGGAGAUGAACCUCUGGGGCCACACUAUGACAAUCGUGAUACAGAAGAUGUGUUCGUAUUCAUGACCUGCCCUGCAUCACAAUUCCCGCCUUCCAAGAAACUGGUAACUGCAAGGUCACAUUCAGAUGCCUGGCCGCAGAUGAUGAAGAAUACAAAAAUACUGACUACGGCACGAACCCACUCACACUUAAUCAUCGGAUCCACUGCAGCAAGACAGCAUCCUCCUCCAAGUCCCCCCAUCCCACCCAGACCAGCGAAGACAUUGGUACCAUCUACCAUACCAAAGAGAAAGUGCCCAUCAGAAUAACUUACCAAUAGCAAACGGAAGCUGACAGGAGCAGACAGGAUCAUACUAGAUUCAGAGAAUCGGUGACUCAUACUGCACAUAGAAUAUUCAUUGAGAGACUUAGUUUCCUAUAUUCGAAUGACUGAAGUGACUUGCUUCAUAAUAUUUUAUUCAACUAGAGUUGUUACGUGAUGAGUAGCAGUCCUUAUUUCUUUAGAUAUUCAAGUGCUUCCUAUGAGGCAACUACUAGUGUGUAGGUUGUGGAUUUGUACUAAACUCCCCGAGUUGUUGAAAGUUGCUACUUUGACAAGAAAUACAUAAGUCUAAACACGA